Messenger RNA from Desarmillaria tabescens, 7459 nucleotides. RefSeq lists its product as uncharacterized. The record is from RefSeq and is a predicted model, not a curated record. Gene Ontology annotation, molecular function: phosphopantetheine binding; fatty acid synthase activity. The coding region runs from base 1 to 7329 and encodes 2442 amino acids. Gene Ontology annotation, biological process: fatty acid biosynthetic process. The transcript is spliced from 20 exons. Lineage: Eukaryota; Fungi; Basidiomycota; Agaricomycetes; Agaricales; Physalacriaceae.
AUGGCCCAUUUCCCUGGCAACACAGUUAUCGACGUCUUCCGCAAUAUCUGCUCGUCUGAAUACUCGGACUGCGACGCGUUGAAAUGUGGAGAAGACAGAUGGACCUACGCAGAAUUGGAUUCUAUCACAGGCAACCUCGGUCGACAAUUUGAAGAGAAAUACGGGCUUCGUCCAACCAUCGCCCUUAUUGGCGAAAAACAUCCCUAUCUUUUUGCCUCUUUACUCGCAGUCUGGCGUAUCGGGGGCAUAGUCGCGCCUAUCGACCAUCAUGCACCAAAGCACAUGUUGGAGGCCAUGCUGCGUAUCGUAAAUCCUGGAGUGGUUGUGGUUCCUUCGAAUGUUAUCGCCACUCAGACCGUGGUCAAAGAACUGUCUAUUCCUCUCCAUAUUUUCGAUGUUGAGGGUAACGCAAUCGCCAAUUAUAAGCCGCCGCAUACACAGGAUAGCAAAACCGUCUUUACUGGUCGCUCCGACCCUUCGGACACAUGCCUUCUCGUCUUCACCUCUUCAGCAUCUGAUAUCUCCAAUCUUAAGUGCGUACCGUUGACGCAUGCUACGGUUAUUGACCGUUGUCGGUCACAAGUCUCUUGGUUGAAGAAGACUUUCUCUCAUCAAUCGUUUGAUUGCCUCCGCAUCCUUGGCUGGUCCCCGUGGUCCCAUGCUAUCGGGCUGAGCCACGACAUUGGAGCUUGCACUAUUCUGACCGCAGGAUGUUACAUCUUCGCAUUAAUGCCAUCUGGAUAUAAAACGGCACAUCAGAAAAUGACGGGGUCUCGGAAUUUAGCCGAACUUCUUUUAGAUGCGAUAUUGGAGGAGAAAGCGGAUGUUUUUACCGGGGUCCCUUGGUUUUUUGAGGUUCUCAGGGACGGUUGGGCGAAGGAGGCUGAUGUCGCUCGUCAAGCGCGUAUUACGGAGUCUCUGAGAAGCUUCAAGACUUUAGCUGCUGGCGGUUCCACGAUGAAUGCAGAUGUGUUAGAAUGGUCGCGACAGCUUGGGUUGCCCUUGGUUCUGGCAAUUGGAAUGACGGAAUUCGGAGGUCCGUUGUUUCACGGGUUGCCACCCCAAGUUAAGGACGAAAUUGGCUGGGAUAUUGAUGAUUGUCUUAUUUCGGACGCCAGUCUAUACAUCGACGACAAGGAUAGCGCAGAGAAAGGAACAGGCGAAUUAUGGAUUACCAGCAAGACUAUUGCUAAGGGAUAUCUAUACUACGAUUCAUCGGCAUUUACGGCAGACGCCGAAGGUAGAAUUACCUUCCAUACAGGCGACAUAUACACCAGGACGUCUCAGAACAGAUUGGUUUGGAAAGGCCGAAAGGAGGACUUCAUACAGCUAGAUUCUGGCGAAAUCAUGGACCCAAGGAUUCACGAGAAAUCGUUUGAUGACAACCCGGUUGUCGCCCGGUCAUGCAUCGUUGGGAACAAUUUUCUUCGUGACGCGUCCCAGUUUGUGUGCUUGAUCAUUGAACUCAUGCCAGAGACCGCGUUAACACAAGAGGUUGCAUACGAGGAGAUCAUAAAGACUGCGGCUACAGUCAAUAGAUCUUUGCCUCCUCCGUUACGCAUACUGUGGAGUCGCAUUGUUAUACUUGGAGCAGGUUCAUCGAUUCCGUUGAACAGGAAACACCUCAUCUGGCGUAAGAGGCUUGAGAGUCUAUUUGGGGAUCUUGUCAAAGAGUUACCAUCUGCGCCUUCUCCUACAGCUACCUCCUCUCAACCCGCCGGAUCUUGGACCGCAGAUACCGCGAAAGACAUUGUGAUCCAGUCUGUGUCGAUGGCAUUAGGAUUAUCUGAGGAUAUCCUCCUCGCGCACGCUGAUGCAGGUUUUGCUGAGCUUGGAAUGGAUUCUGCCAUGGCAAUGAUGAUCAUCAAUUCCGUAAAUCGCCGACUGAACCUUGAUCUUCCUCUUAACGCUUGUCACACAUAUAUUGAUCUCGAUUCCUUGAUUCAUGCAGUUCACGCGAAGCUCGGACUUGUUGAUGUCCCUAAAAUUAGUCCCUCGCAGGAUCGUCCUGUCUCGAAGUCAAUUGAUGAGGUAGUAGUCGUUGGUCAGGCUAUGCACCUUCCUGGAGAUAUCAAUGACGCAGAUUCGUUCUGGAACGCCCUCGUAGACAAGCGUGAAGACCUCAUUAUUCCGAUACCAUCUGACCGAUGGGACCAUAAAGGAUUCUAUACGAGCUCUAAACCGACUCGUCCUUGCGACAUCACGUUUGAUAAAGCGGGUUUCGUUGAUUAUGCCAGCUUCGACAAUAGCUUCUUUGGUAUCAGCUCUGCGGAAGCAUUAUUUGUGGCGCCGUCUAUCCGGCUAACCCUGGAGGCUGCGUUUGAGGCUCUAGAGAACGCCAAUAUUCCCCCGUCACACGUCAAGGGUACUGAUAUGGGUGUUUUCGUUGCGACUGGAUUGGAUGAAGGUUACCAACAGCUUCUGUUUCUCGACCAAGGCUAUGCGGCGUAUACUCGUUAUUAUGGCACUGGUAUCGCCAAUAGCACUGCUUGUGGUAGAAUCAGCUAUCUUCUGGAUGUGCACGGACCUUCUAUAGCAAUCGAUACUGCAUGCAGCGGCAGCCUUGUUGCGCUUGACCAAGGUUUGGCAUCCGUCAAUUACUUGAACGCCGGAGGAGAGUCUGCCAUUGUAGUCGGCGUGAACACACAUUCCUGGCCAGGAACCUUUGGCUUUCUUUCAGCGCAACAGAUGACGUCCACAAAAUCCCGAUGUGCAACAUUCACUGACGAAGCCGACGGAUAUGUUCCUUCUGAGGCCGUUGUAGCAUUAAUCCUUAAAACCCGUCAAGCUGCCCUGCGUGACGACGACAAUAUCCUUGGUAUCAUCAAGUCCACAAACACGCUUCAUAAUGGUCGUAGCCAGGGUAUGGUUGCGCCCUCAUCUUCGGCACAGUCGUUGUUGCAGAAAUCGCUCCUUAGCAAGGCUUCGAUAAAACCGUCAGAUAUCGACUUUAUUGAAGCACACGGCACUGGAACAUCGCUCGGAGACUUGAUCGAGAUAGAAGGGAUCAACGAUGUGUUCAAGAACAGCCACACCACGGGGCGUCCGUUGGUUAUUGGAGCAGCAAAAAGCUGCGUGGGACAUACGGAGACAAGCUCGGGUCUAGUCGGCAUGGUAAAGGCGUUAGCGUCUCUUUCUCGUCGAUCUGUGCCUGGCUUGACGCAUUUAACUGAGUCAAACCUGAAUCAAAAUAUAGACUGCUCUCUCAUUCCCAUGCACAUACCCUAUCAAAGUGUGGAAUUGCCAAAGAGAAUUGGUUCAUUGCGUGCUCUUGUCCUAGCAUACGGAUUCGCUGGUACCAUCGCCGGUGCUGUAAUUGAAAGUGCUGAGCCUCGAGAUGAAUGUCCGGGUUCAAUAACGAGCUCCGAAAGCAUGCUCUUCGUUGUGAGCGCCAAGUCAGAAGUGGCACUAAAGUCUUACAUCCAAAAAUACAUCGACUUCUGCGUAUCGGUAGGAGAGGAACGAUUCAAAUCCAUCUGUUAUACCAGCUGUGUCGGGAGGGAGCACCAUCGGUUCCGGUUUGCUUGCGUUGUAAGCACGAUGGACGAGUUAAUCGAGAAAUUGGAGGAUCGGUUAACUAGCAGCGUCGAAACUCGUCCAUCAAAUCCAAAAACCAUCUUUGGCUUCUCAGGACAGGGAUCACAGUAUGCUGGGAUGGCUCGUGACUUAGCUGCGGGCUUCAGAGGAUUCCACGCUGUGCUCAGAGAGCACUGUGAUGUUGCGCUUCGCUAUUGUGAAUUUUCGGUAAUGGAUAUCCUGGUUGACGGUAAUUCUAUAGAGGAUCGCGAUAUUAACGACAGUGGAGUUGGUCAAGUCUGCACAUUUGUCUAUCAGUAUAGCGUCUGUGUUUGGCUUCAGUCUUUGGGAGUAUGUCAUCAGGCUGUGGUUGGCCACAGUUUAGGGGAAAUUGCCGCUGCAGGCAAGUCGUUUUUCUUGCCGAUAAUUUCGUUAUCUCUGACUGGCCAAUUAGUUAUCGCAGGGAUAUUCGAUUAUGAACAGGGAAUACGUUUCGUUGUUCACAGAGCACGUCUUUUGAAGCCUAGAAAACAACAUCUGGGCGCUAUGGCCGCUAUUGCCACUAACGAGAGUAUAAUCCGUCGACACUUGAACAAAUUAGGCAUUUCGGAGUCAAUGGUGAUAGCUGUAUUCAACGGUUCUGACUCUCACGUCGCCUCUGGUGAAGCAGAGUCCGUCAAGAAGUUGGUCUCUGCUGUGAAAAGAGAUGGGAUAAGAGCCACAAAUCUCAAUGUGGAUCAAGGCUUUCAUAGUCCAUCCAUUUUUCCGGCUUUAUCGGCCUUGGAAGAGACUGUCCGCGAGCAAGAAUUGCCCCGUCGACCAUUACAAGUCCCAAUGUUUUCGACCGUUACGGGCAGACCGAUCCGUGCCCAGAGUGUUUUGCCUCCAACAUAUUGGGUCGAUCACGCUAGAAAUCCUGUACUGUUUUCCCAGGCGCUGGAGGAAUUGCAAAGGGACAAAUCAAUCAAUACUGUGCUUGAUAUUGGGCCCCAGCAGACAUUCUGGGGUUUGUCUCAGGGUCUCGUUGACAAGGUGAAGAUCUCCGUCUCAGGGAAGAAAGGUACCAAUCAAGAGAUGGCACUCCUCAAAGGAUUAGCAAGCCUAUAUCAAAAUGGCGCUAGCCUUGAUCUCGCCAAACUAUACGCGGAGCGGCCGUAUGCGCACUUGAAAACUGACAUUCCGACAUAUCCCUUUCAGCGUCAACGCCACUAUCCCUCUUUUAUACCCACUUACGACAACUUAGGCGACUCUCCAUCCUCAGUCUAUGCUAACGGUAAAGGCGCGGGAAACGAGAUCUUUUUAAUCCCUGACAGUCUUCGUGUCGUAUUGGAUGAUCACCGGAUUGAAGGUCGUCGAGUUGUUCCAGCAGCGGCGUUAGCGAGUUUCUUCAUCUCAUUGUCGAGGAAUACAGCGCGUUCGUUGAAGAGCAUACGAUUUCAUCGGCCUCUCAUCGUGGAUGAGGACGUCCACGUAGAAGCGCUAUUAGAUCAAGAUGGGGGUUUCACUUUAUACCAAGGGAAGACGUUCCAAGAACAUGAGAAGGUCUGCUCAGGACAAUUUUCCCCCUCGCCGGAACCAUACCCAUACAAGCAGUGGCCGUCAGAUAUUCCGCCAAACGAGGUCAUCGAUCAGGUCAAGGUCUAUAGUGCCUUCAGACACAUUCAUUUCGGCAAAACCUUCCGCAAUAUCACUCGGUUUGACGUAUGGAAUGAUCGUGUGGAUGCGUCUAUCGUGGUCGAAGCUUCGGUGCGCUAUCCUGAGUACGAUUAUAUCCGAAAAUUGGACCCUUGUUUGCAUAUGUUCGGCGUAUUUACCACUCUAUUGGGGGAUGCUCCUCCCACGGAACGGACAGAAGGAUCUUUUCUGCCGUCUUCCCUCGAAGGCUUAACGUUUUACACCAACGACUUUCCUGAUAGCUUUGUUUGUCGCUAUCAUCUGCCGAUUAGCAUGGAGAGAAAUGACCACGUUAUGGUUGUCAAAUUCGACGUCCUUUCCAACGAUGGGGAGCUUCUCGCAUCCUGCAAGAAGUACUCAGUUGCCUGGAUUCCUGUAGGAACGAUCAAUCAAACGGCUGCUCCGUCCACAAAUGAAGGAACCAUUCCCAGGUACUGGUUCAGUAAUGUAUGGGUACAGAGAGAUGUAGCGUGUACAGCGCCCGCUUCUUCCGUUCUGGAUUCUUCGCUCUACAUCAGUCCAACACCUCAUGCGCCUUUACUGAAAAAACUCGCCAAAACUACAUCGGAACUAGCUUAUGCCGACUUAGCUAACUACAAACGGUGGGCGAUAAUUCAGGGCACGAGCUUUAAUCCUUCAACUCUCAUUUUUUUCGAUGUGGAUGUUCCCAUGGCGAAGACAAGGUCUAUCAUAAUUGAUGUGACCUCGUUUACCAAUGACCCUCUUUCGAGCACCUUUUCAGCGUAUUGGAGACCGCUUCUUCGGUUGAUGAAGGCGCUCAUGACAGGAAAGAUUAGCUAUGAUAAUCUCAUCGUCCUUUCCUCCGGCUGUACGGGCAAAGGAGAUUCUUUCUCUGCAGGUGCUGUUAUCCAAGGGAUGAUCCGAGUCUUCCGUCGAGAGGCUGGCUCACAAGAUAUCAUCUGGGGAUUGGAUGUCCCUCCAAGUCUACCAGCUGCCGAGAUUAUCAACCUCAUUGCACGUGAAUUAGAACAGAGGCCGUUACGGAGGGUUAAAGAUAGCUUCGUUUCUGUGCAUUAUGAUGCAGAUCAAGGCAAGGUCUUCGAGUUCGUACCAGGACUACAACAUCUAGAAGGUGACGAAGAUGCUACCUUUGAGGGUGUGACCAUCAUCGUCGGACUUGGCAGUAUCGGGUCGGCGCUGGCGUCUCACAUAGCGAAAGCGGGCUCGCAUACCAUCGUAUUCAUUGGUCGACGCUCAAGAGAAACGGUUCGUGUAAUCAAAGAACUUUCGAAGAUAUCCUCAGUAUCUUCGACAGUAGAAUACCUUCAGGCUGAUGCUUCGAACAAGGAAGCUCUUCGUCAAGUUCUGCUUGAAAUUCGCAGCCGGUUUGGCGCCGUUCGAAAUAUCAUCCACACCGCUGGAGUCGUUCGAGACGCGAUCAUUCCAAAUGUCACUGAACACGAUUUUGAGCAAGUUCUGAAGCCAAAAAUUGACGGGGCGUGGAAUCUACAUGUCUUGUCCCUUGAACUGGGUUUAACAAUUGAUCAUUUCGUACUCCUAAGCAGUAUCAGCGUUCCUUUAGGAAAUAUUGGUCAGAUAGCCUACGUCGCGGCGAAUUCAUUCCUGGACUACCUUGCGACGUAUCGCCAGACGCUAGGAUUAUCAGCCGUCUCCCUCCAGCUAGGCGCAUGGGAGUCUAAUCUCAUCCAGAACCUCGACAUUUCUAAGGGUCUCGUGAAGCCUCUUAGCCACGUGGAAGGUAUCCCGAUAAUAAUGAAGGCAAUAGGACACGCCAGAAAGCAUCCGGAUCCAGUCCAGGUUAUCGCAAAGUUUGACAUGGAAUUGAUGGGUGAGAUCCCGGGGUUGAAAGAGGACAGCAUGUUUGCGUCUAUCAUUGGUGACAUCGGCGGUAAUGUCCCUUCACUGGCGAUGACAAGCGAAGAAGCAGAGGAAAUCUUCAUUAAUAUUAUACGAGACGUCCUCGAGCUGAGAAAAGGGGAGCAUUUAGAUCUUGGAGAGUCUUUGACAGCCAGUGGGAUAGACUCGAUUGCUUUUGCACAAAUUCGUGGACGCCUGCUGAAGGAUACAGGUGCAGACAUUCCUAUGGUCUAUCUUUCGGACGUGUUCUCAAUGAGGGACAUGAUUACUAGUGUCUGCGAGAGGUUUGGCAGUAUAUAGACAUAAGGACGUGGCGAUUCUAGCUAUUUCAGAUGCAAAAAAAAAGACAAAAAGAAAGUGCUGCUUACCGUUGUCAACAUGAAAAUAACUGCACUAUUGUCUUUUAUAUAGCUCAGUGGUUAUACAUCAG